Molecule: messenger RNA, 5366 nt
Organism: Pristis pectinata (smalltooth sawfish)
Lineage: Eukaryota; Metazoa; Chordata; Chondrichthyes; Rhinopristiformes; Pristidae
Gene: irs2b
Product: insulin receptor substrate 2b
Biological process (GO): insulin receptor signaling pathway
Cellular component (GO): plasma membrane; cytosol
Molecular function (GO): insulin receptor binding; phosphatidylinositol 3-kinase binding
Source: RefSeq, a predicted model, not a curated record
CCGCGUCCGACUCUGCGCUUGCAACUAUGAAAAACGUAAGAGUAGGAGGAAGAACAGGGAAAAAAAUCCAGUGCAUCAUUUCAAGAGAAAAAAAACCGCCCGCGAUAUUUAUCUAUGUGAGAACAUUCUUCCUGAAGAAUGGCGAGUCCGCCAACAGUAAAGGAGGGUCAGCUGGCUAUCUCUGCCCGGCCAAGGUGAGGAAAUGCGGCUACUGAAGAAGCAGAAAACGACACAAGAGGUUUUUCGUUCUGCGGGAGCAGAGCAGCAGCUGCCCGGCCAGGCUCGAGUACUACGAGAACGAGAAAAAGUGGAGGAACAAGUCGUCGGCCAAGAGAGUCAUCUCCUUGGAGUGCUGCCUGAGCAUUAACAAGAGAGCGGACGCCAAGCACAAGUACCUGAUCGCACUAUACACCAAGGAGGAGUACCUGGCGGUGGCGGCUGACAGCGAGCAGGAGCAGCAGAGCUGGUUCAGCGCGCUGACUGAGCUGCUGCCCUCCGCUCCCAGCUCGCUGCUGCCGCCCUACACGGAGCACACCGACUAUGGGCUGCUUCCCACCGCCCUCUACAAGCAAGUGUGGCAAGUCAACCUGAAGCCUAAAGGCUUGGGCCAGGCCAAAAAUCUCAGCGGCUUUUACAUGCUGUGCCUUUCCAGCAAGAGCAUGGGCUUGGUGAAGCUCAACUGCGAGGUGCCAUCGGUCAGCCUGCAGCUGAUGAACAUCAGGCGGUGCGGCCACUCGGAGAAUUUCUUCUUCAUUGAAGUAGGCAGGUCGGCGUCCACUGGCCCCGGGGAGCUGUGGAUGCAGGUGGAUGACUCGGUGGUGGCUCAGCACAUCCACGAAACCAUUCUGGAGGCUAUGAAAGCCAUGAAGGAAGUGUGCGAGUUCCGACCCCGCAGCAAGAGCCAGUCGUCGGGGUCCAAUCCUAUCACCGUGCCCAGCCGGAGGCACCUGGUCCACCUACCGCCGAGCCAGACCGGGCUACAGAGGAGAUCUCGGACUGAUAGCAUCGCGACCCCAUCACCUGCUGGUAAGAUUGUACCGGGUCGUAUGAGGACAGCCAGUGAAGGGGACAGCUCCAUGUGCAGACCAGAAUCUAUGACUAGUAGCCCCAUCAGCCCCAGCACAGUGAGGACACACUUCAGUCGUUCAAGUACUAUGUGUAGAAAUCCCAGAAUGAUGCAGCCCAGUACUCUUCACCAUAGCCGAUCAAUGUCAAUGCCGGUGUCCCAUUCUCCCUUAUCUGCAACAAGUCCAGUGAGUCUAUCGUCAAGUAGUGGGCAUGGGUCAGCAUCAGACACCAUUGCUCGCCCAUCCAGUGGUAGUGCAUCUGUUUCGGGAUCUCCAAGUGAUGGAGGAUUUACUUCCUUUGAUGAAUAUGGUUCAAGUCCUGGAGACUUAAGGCAUUACGUGGGGAACAGAAGUAAUACUCCAGAAUCCCUUACGUACACGCCACCUGUACGAGAAAGUAAUGAAUUGUAUGGGUACACGUUAAUGGAAAGACAUACAAGUGGCCAGUGUAACCGCAGCUGUUCUCGCACAGUAAGGGAUGAAUGUUCAGAAACUGACAAAAGUUACCGGAAAAGAACGUGUUCCUUAACAACACCUUACCGACAGAGAGCCAUUUCACAGGUUUCUUCUGUUUCGUUAGAUGAAUAUACUUUAAUGAAAGCUACCUGCAUGGGCAAUUCAGGACAUCUAUCGCGUGCUGUGUCUCCCAAAGUGGCCUACAAUCCUUAUCCAGAAGACUAUGGUGACAUUGAAAUAGGAUCCCAAAAAAGUUCUGGGUGCAGUAACCUUGGUGAUGAUGGUUAUAUGCCGAUGUCCCUUGGAGUGGUAAGUGUACCUAUCAAAAAUGAUGACUACAUGCCAAUGAGUCCCAAAAGUGUCUCUGCCCCAAAACAAAUAAUUAAUCCACGAUCACACUCGCAAGUCAAAAUAAAUGGAUACAAGAACAUUUCUCCUACUGAAUGCUGCUCACCUGAUACCAGUGGAUACAAGAGAAUGUGGUGUGGGUCAAAGAUUUCGGGAGAAAGUUCUGAUGGAAAGUUCACCAAUGAUGAAUAUAUGAACGUGUCUCCUGUUGAUCACUGUGCAUCGGUUACACCUCCAGACUGUUUUUUCCCUGUUAGUGAUGAAUGUCCUAGAUCCAGUGAUUCCUUUUACUCCCUACCCCAAUCUCAUAAGCCUCACUGUCGGAAGGAUGGGAGAAAUGAUCACUAUGUUCUGAUGAAUUUCGCCACGUGGUGUGAUUUUUGAAGAGCCAGCUCUUAACAUAAAAGUUCUAGCACAUCUUGUAUAGUUAGUCAUGCUGCACAUUCAUCAGUAAGGCAAAGUCAGAUGGAUGUUUUGUACAUAGAGAAAAGCUAUGAGACCCUCCAGAUUGUCACUGGAGAUGCUAAGGGCCAACACAUACCAAGUACCAAUGAACUCCUUUACCAUCUGAACCAAAAAGCCCAGGAGAAUAUGUCAAUAUAGAUUUCAGCAACAAAUUUGUAUACAUCUCACCAUCUGUGCCACUAAAAAGUUCCUUAUCUUUCCCGGAUUCUGCUAAUGUUCUGGAAAAGUUUGCCGGUGUCUGAUUACAUGAAUGUUGAUCUCAACUCACAGUCACCAAAGAAUGGAAUUGUUUCUGUCAAUUCCUUUGAUGCAAUAACUGGAUCUCCAGUGUUAUGGCCCCAGCAGAAGUCAUCCUGCUGAUGUUUUCCUGAAAAGUCAGGCUGAGGCAAACUGCUUCUCUCACCCUUCAGAAGAUGAGACAGAAUAUACAGAAAUUGACAUUUGUAAUGGCUACAACACCUUCACUACCAGUUCACCAAAACAUGAAAGUACCCAAGUAGCCAGCCCCACUACAGGGGUGAAAAGACUUUCUCUGAUUGAUCAGAUACCUGGGGUAGAUGUUUUCAUGCUUCCAAGUUCUGGCACCAGAUCCCAAUCGGGGUGCUAAAUUAAUCCGUGCUAACCCCCAGGACGCAGCGGCAUAGCUCAGAGACAUUCUCUUCUACAACGACUGUCACACCAGUUUCACCUUCAUUUGCUCAUGAUCCCAAGAGGCACAGUUUUCUGCUUCAUUUGAAAACGUUUCUCUCAGAAGGAAUGAAGAAACUGAAGAGGUUCAAGGAAGCCCAAUCUGCCGCAAAACCUCCACUGGUUUCCAAAAUGGACUGAAUUAUGUUGCCUUGGGUUUAGUGAAUGACAAUUUAUUGACUUGUGAGAAAGUAGCACAAUGUCGAUCAACACCUCAACCCAAAGGAAAUACUAACUUUACAGAUGCAGGUGCAUAUGCCAGCAUGGACUUUGUGUCAAAGAAUUUUGACCAAACAGCUGCUGUUGAAGAUUGAUCCAUCUACUCAAUUGCUGGAACUUCGCACAAAUGAUGCUGCUUAGCAGACACCUUUGUCGAAUGCUGCUCAAGUUUACCUUUUCUCCUCAUUGUGAAUGGGAAGCUAAUAAUGCCUCGAGACCGUUAUAACACUGCAAUGCACAACAUACCUUCAAGGACAAGGAAGCUUUCUGCCUCAUUAGUUUCUGUUAUGGAUAUCGAUCAUCCUCUUUCUUUUCCAGGAGGAGUGCACUGAAGCAUUUCUUGUUCAGCAUCACAUUAACUGUUGCCUGUUUUGACGUUUCAAGAUGAGAUAUGGCCAGUGUCUAUUACCUUCUAUUAUAUCUGGAUUGCAUUACCUUAAUUGAGAUGGCCAGAAAUCAAAUGAAUUGGAAUGUUACUGACCUGGUACAAAUACUACCUCGUUUAAACACUAAAGCAGCCUUUUAUGGGAGAAGGAGCACAAACAGCAAUAGCACUGCUGAACUCCCAAGACACCAAACCAAGUUUAACAUUUUGAAAUACUGUACCAAUGUGAUAAGUCAGAAUUUUGGGCUUGUCAUGUUCAACAAAGAUUCUGUGUUCAAUAGUUUAAGCCCAUACCUGAAAAACAGGAUGGGCUGACAGAAGUGCAAUUUCAGAUUACUGGACUUGGAUCAGAAGACCCUAGAAAGACCCAUCAAAAUACGUACAAGGAUCCCUAAGAUCAGGAUGAUGAUUUUCAUUUUCUUUAGAGGGAAGUUAGGGAUCUCUUCAAAAGUUAUGUGCCUAAAAAUUUGUCUCUGAUCAGUAAUGCUAAACAUAAUUUGUACUUUCUCUCCAAGAUUUUGAUUCAUUGACCAGGGAUAAAUUUCUAGGCAAUAUAAAGUUCUUGCUGUUUCUUACCCAUGAAUGCUACUUAUGUUGUUGGAUGCAGAAUGUAGACUGUUCAGUGCUGCUUUUGACAGAUGUGACUGCACAAGAACUUCCUGCUGACUUAUUUAUUAACAUUGGAACUAUUGACAAAAAUGUGCCAGAAAAUUCUGAAUGUAGACACUAUUUUUUGCAAGUGAUUGAAGUUUCACCACAGAGCUGUGUGAGCUUCUCUAUAUUUUGCUGGAGGUCAGUUCCCUUGUAGUCAUGCCUGAUGAUGUGUGUAAAUAAUGUGCAAGGAAAAUAACGUGCAAGGAAAAUCUAGAUUGUGAACAUUGCUUAUUUUUACAUGAGAUAAAAACAGGAAUAAAUCUUGGUGCAGUGGCUGAAUCAGCAUUAAAAGCUACUUAUAACCAUAGCACUGAAAUAAAUGCUGACUUUGGAUUUAUUUACCUGAGACAACAGCAAAACAUGGAAUGAACUGAAAUCAAUAAACAUUUUCCACUCAGUACAGUUUUCAUAGCUUCACAGUAAUGCUUGAAUGUAUGAUCCAGAAUUUAUGUAUGGAAUAUUUUACAUCCUUAGUUUACAGUUUGGAGCCUGUAUUUUAUUGUUACUGUUUUCACUAGAAUGUAUAGCAACAUUUGCUAUCUGUAUAUUUUGCUAUUUUCAGUUUAAGGCAUGCAUUUUUCCUCAUGAACCUGUAUAAACCUUAAUAUAAAUGCAGGGUUUUCAUGUUACUUUUUAGCCUAGAGAUGAAAGAUAAUAUGUAAUACCACUUGUAAGUAGACAAAAGAUAAUUGUAAUCUUAUCAUAUCUUGCUGUGUCUUCCAUUGUAUGUACUGUAUAUAAGUUUCAAUGUAAUGCUGUCGGAAGACGAGAAAUAAAUUAGAAUAGUGUAUUGUACUAUAUCUGAAUUGAUCUUAAAUGCUCCCUCGAUAGCGAUACACAACAAAAUAAUUACUAUAUUUCUGAAAGCUGUUGUUUCCCAAUUUGAUUAUGAAUGAUUUUGGCUGUAUUAUCAAUGUAUUAUGCUCCAUCUACAAAUUUCCACACCAUCUCUUAUGUUUCCUUUAUCCAGUGGGCUGAAAUAUGAAGUACUGAUGUACCUGUGGGCUGUGCUGGCAGCUCAUUUGUCAGAGCUACUUUAAUUUGGCCAUUGUAUUAACAUAAAUAAAACAGAAACAUAACCAUUA